Molecule: messenger RNA, 3118 nt
Organism: Bemisia tabaci
Lineage: Eukaryota; Metazoa; Arthropoda; Insecta; Hemiptera; Aleyrodidae
Source: RefSeq, a predicted model, not a curated record
GAACACCCUGUUUAUCGAUCCUUUUCCAUAGGUUUAAAUGGCAUAACAAUCGAUAUAUCGCAAAACACGCCACGCCACUGGUAUUGAUCUGAUAAAAUUGAAUUAAAUUAUUAAAUUAGCAAGACAGUAGGACAAAUGUAUGCCGUCAGCAGUUAUUCAAAGGAUGUGCAAAAGCAUGGGGAUUUUUUUUGUCAUUUGUCUGGCAUUCAGCCGUUGGUUGAGCUAAUUCGGAGACAAAAAACCUCACGUAUACAUUUGUACAUAUUCUACAGCACACCUUAGCUACUGAAAUUCAGAAUUAAAAGUUCUCUCUCCUCCUCGGAAUUCUUUCCGUCUAAACUUUGGCACAUGCAAAAAUUUUUCUAGGAAUGUUCAAGAACUAUCGCUAAGUCAUACUCCCGUCAAAGCUUUUCCAACAUAUGCCGUCAAAACUGUCUAUUAUGUAUAAGUUGUGAUUUUUGCUUGUAUUCAAAAAGGAGGCGCACUUUUCGGCACUGCACAUAAUCAUAACAUAACGGUGGCAAGUCAUUUUUCCUAAAACUUUUUUCCUACUGCAAUUUUUCCUGAUACUUUUUUCCUACUCGCUUUUUGUCCCAUUACAGUUAGUCCUACGAGUGAGAUGUGCUGCUGGAUUUUUUCCUAGGGGCAUUUGUCCUAAAUUCAAUUUUAAAACUAGGGGAUCGAGAAAGUAAAAAAACAACAUAGGUACCUCACAAUUUAAAGUUGUGGCCGCAUGCCCGUAAGUACUAGAGCUUCAUCCUCCUCCUUAUAUUGAGGGUAUAGAAGGCUCAGCGUGUGAUGUCUCCUGUUUACGCGCUUUUAUUCGGCUCGCUGAGAAAACUUUACUCUCUCUAAAAAAUUUCCCUCUACUCUACUCAUGUUUACGUUUCAAUUAUUAUUGGAUUAUUAGGACAAACACCCGUAGGAAAAAAGCCAGUGGGACAUCUCACUCGUAGGACUUACUGUAAUGGGACAAAAAAGAAGUAGGAAAAAAGUAUUAGGAAAACCUGAUGUAGGAAAAAAAAUUUUAGGAAAAAUGACCUAGCACCUAACACAACAUAAUCAAUAACACUAACAUAAUCAAUUUCAGGAUGAAAUUGGCAAUUCGGCCACGCCUACUUCAAGGGGCUAAGCCUCUACAUCGAGUCAAGGAUUCGAUCUCAUCCGAAAUCCGAGCCAAAUACCGCCCUUGAGAGAGGAAAAAGUAGCUCGAGAAAUGUACUUUGAUCCUUGAUUUGAAGAGUUCAAAAUGAUUCUAAAAUGACACUGGAUCGAUCUAAAGACCUGAUAGAACUGAGUGCUUCUCGUAUGUACACUCGAAUUCUCAUACACUAACGCUACCUACUUUUUCCCCUAAAAAUAAUCGGACAUGGUAACGUGAUUCAGCAGAGGAUUGCACAUCCAAUUUAAAGAUGAUAUAUAACACACUUAAAAAUUGAAUGAAAUUGGCAUUCAGUCGAGUUAGUAGCUUAAAUUUAUAUCACUGUACUAAUUCCCUGAUAAAUCUUUCAGUCUAAACUGAGCUCAUCCGAACAUAUUACACUCCAUGUGUUUCUCUUUCGAGUGAUCAUAAAAGAGGCAGACAGAAUAAUGUAAAAUAUUAAGUGUCUUGAAAAUUCUGCUACCUUCCUCUAAAUUUUCAUCGAAUCGUUACUUUGAAGCGUUGAACUUUACUUUUGAUUCAAUACAGGCUAUUUCGUCAUGAUAAGUCAAACAGUCAAUAUAUGUGCUAUCGGAAUCUGUGCGUUCACUCUCAACUCUGGUUACUUUGCUCUAACAGAUAUUCAGAAACCUUUACUACUAAGCGCGCAUGAUGACAACCCUGAUUUUAACGUCGAUGGAUACACUCUCGCAGGUGUGUUAUACUCUUCUCUUGCAAUCAGUUUAAUCCUCGUCCCUUCAGUUAUUUCACUCAUCGGCCUCCGAUUGGCAUUAUUUAUUGGAACUGCAUGCUACAUAGCUCCUCCAGUAACAAUUUUAUUAGAGAACAGUUGGUUACUCUACAUAGCCGGAUCGCUAAAUGGAAUCGGCACCGCUCUAGUGGCUACUGCAACUUCAACUUACUUAGUAUUGAACUCAACUGAGGAAACGCUUGCACGAAAUACGGCUUUAUGGUGGUUCUUUUUUCAAGGCGGGCUAUUUCCGGGCAAUCUAUUCACAUACCUUACAUUCAAAAAUUUAACCUUGAAAAUAGAUGAGGCUACGCGUCAUCUUGUUUUAUUCGUGCUGACUGGAAUAAUGGUUACGGGAGCUUUGAUGGUUUUGUUGCUGAGAGAGGUUCAACGAAAAGAAAAGGAACCAGCUGAUCCCGCGUGGCAAGCAUUGAGGAGGACUUGGGAUAUAGCUCUUUCAAAAAAUACGGCUAUUCUUCUUGCGGCUUAUGGAUAUACUGGUUUACAUAUGUCUUUCAUUACCGGUAUCUAUGGAUCUAGCAUUGGGUUCACAUUACAAAUUGGAGAGGGUGUUAAGAGACUCGUUCCCUUGUCUGCAGUUUUGACUGGAUGCGGAGAAGUGUCGGGUGGAGUUCUUGUGAGAAUUUUUGGGAACGUGAAGAUAUUUCGGAUUAACGUAUUUAUUGUUCUGGCUGUGAUCCUCAAUUGUAUUUUCUAUUUGAUAGUUUUUUUGAGCUUACCUGCUGAUGCAAAUUUUGGAAAUACGAAUCAAAAAUCUAUUAUUGAACCGAGGAUAUGGCUCUUACUACUUGCGAGUUAUUUUUUUGGAUUGGGUGACAGUUUCCAAAACAUUCAGUCUUACGCUUUAGUAGGAUCUCUUCAUCCUACCGAUAGUGCUUCCGCAUUCAGUGUCUUUAAAAUCGUGAGAGCUGCUUUCUCAGCCGCUAGCUUCUACUUCGGCCGGUACUUGCCUCUCUCAACUCAACUGCUCCUCUUGACGAUUUUCGGUACUCUGGGAAUGAUAACUUUCAACAUUGUACACGUGGCCCACGAACAAAAGAAAUCAGGGGAAAGACAUUAAGUGCUUCCAUUUUAUGUUUUUUGCUUAAAGUCACGUAAUUUUAGAAAACUUAAAUAUCUUACUUCAUAUGAAUGGACAGGAAACAUGCCUCCUUAUAAAGCUCCUACGUUGAUAUUUUGUAUUAUACUUGAGUGAUGACCUAAGA